Messenger RNA from Gymnodraco acuticeps, 2728 nucleotides. RefSeq names its product E3 ubiquitin-protein ligase KCMF1-like. Lineage: Eukaryota; Metazoa; Chordata; Actinopteri; Perciformes; Bathydraconidae. The record is from RefSeq and is a predicted model, not a curated record. Gene Ontology annotation, molecular function: zinc ion binding. Gene Ontology annotation, cellular component: plasma membrane. Bases 140 to 1390 code for a protein of 416 amino acids. Gene Ontology annotation, biological process: synaptic signaling. The transcript is spliced from 7 exons.
GCAUCGAGCCAGACCGGAUCCUUCAUGAGGGAAGAGGCCAGGGACAGCCAACCAACCCCGGCUUCUCCUCUCUUCACUAAUAAUAUUCUGUAUUGCAAGCUACGGAGCCCGAGCAGGGGGCUACGCUACUGUUCGUAGGAUGUCCCGCCAUGAAGGCGUAAGCUGCGAUGCAUGUUUAAAAGGCAACUUCAGAGGUCGACGAUACAAAUGUUUAAUCUGCUAUGACUACGAUCUGUGCGCAUCGUGCUACGAGAGCGGUGCGACCACAACCAGACACACCACAGAGCAUCCCAUGCAGUGUAUAUUAACCCGAGUUGACUUUGACCUGUACUACGGUGGAGAGGCGUUCUCAGUGGAGCAGCCCCAGGCCUUCACAUGUCCCUACUGUGGCAGGAUGGGCUACACAGAGAUCUCCCUGCAGGAGCACGUGGCUGCGGAGCACACAGAGACCUCCACAGAAGUGAUCUGCCCCAUAUGUGCAGCGCUGCCAGGUGGCGACCCGAAUCACGUGACGGAUGACUUUGCUGCACAUCUCACACUCGAACACAGAGCGCCCAGAGACUUGGAUGAGUCCAGUGGGGUGCGGCACGUGAGGCGGAUGUUCCACCCUGGCCGCGGGCUGGGGGGUCCCCGAGCCCGCAGGUCCAACAUGCACUUCACCAGCAGCACCACGGGGGGGCUCUCCACCAGCCAGAGCUCCUCACAGAGCUCCAACUACAGCAGAGAGGCCAUGGACCCCAUAGCAGAGCUUCUGUCCCAGUUGUCGGGGGUGCGGCGCUCGGCCGGGGGGCAGCUCAGCUCGGGCCCCUCAGCCUCUCAGCUCCAGCAGCUCCAGAUGCAGCUGCAGCUGGAGCGGCAGCAGGCCCAAGCCGCGAGGCAGCAGCUGGAGACGGCCCGGAACGCCACCCGGGGGGUGGGCCGCGCCAACGCUAUCCUCAACAGCAACUCAGCCGCAGCUAACCCCAACCCCAGCGCCAACCACAACUCCAACCCCAGCCCCAACCCGGGACCCCCGGAGUCCAACACACAGCACCCUGCACAUAGCUCCCAGUUCCUACUCAGCAGGCUGAGCGAACCGCGGCUCUCUGAGGCGGAGCGGCAGGCGUGCGAGGCGCAGUGGGCCGACCGCAGCCUGUUCGUGACGGAGCUGCUGCUGUCCACGCUGCUGCCCGACGACGACGCCUCAGCCUCCUCCUCCGACGAGGACGACUGUCACGGCUCGUUGCGGAAUUUCGCUGACUUCGAGGCCAUGGGCUGUGUAGAGGUCAUGACCUUGGACGUGGCGCUGGAGAACCUCAACCUCAAGGAAAUGACCCCGGCUACCAAGACGACGAAAACAACGUCUAAAACAGCGCCAACCAAGAAAGAGCCCCCCGCACCGCCCCUUUGAUGACACGGCCCCCCCCUCACCUCAAACCACCAUUGUACGUGGCUGACUGCCGAGUCGGUCCGACUGCCAAUGGAUGACAAAAAAGACUGCAGUUCUUUUUGGCUUUGUUUUAAUUAUUUUCUUUCUCAGUGAUUGUCAUUUCAGCUCUGUCGCGCCCCACUCCACCCCAUGCUUAUUACGUUGUGUACAUUGAAUAAAAGUAGUGAGACGAGAGAAUGUGAAAGCAAGCAAGCGUGGUGGGUGCGUGAGAGAAAGAAAAAUAACUAUAUAAAUAUAUUAUAGAAAAAUCUAUAUGAAAGCUGAUAAUCAAUUCCACAUAACCCUGUGUUUCCUCUAGCGGACGAGCGUAGUGUAGAGAGACGAACACCUCACACACUCACCCAGGGAGAGGCACACAGUCCUCUCCGGUAAAAGCGCUGCUGUGUAUUUAUAGUUAUUAAUUAAAGAAGUGCUUGGAUGGUUUACCACAACUCAAGAAUGAGCUUAAAUCACCAUGUGCCCAUUUUGAACUGCACAGUCACGAGGAGGGGUCUUUCUCUUUGGUUCAGACACCUGAGUAACUGUAAAGAACGGUGCUGAGUGCCACACCAUGGCGUUUCUGCACCACACACACACACACACACUGAUGGCAGCGUUUUGGUACAUUCAUGUCCAGUCUCAACCCCCUUUCCCUUCCCCUGUGUGUCAUCACCUGUUUUGGGUCAUGUGACCUUGCUUUAUAUCGACUGUGGGCACUUUGGUUUUGAAUUACAUAUCCAGUGUCCAUUGGUGUACACUACAGAUGCUCUAAAGGCGAUACACAACUCGGAGGCAAACCGAUGAAGCUCCCCAGUGUGACCGUUUUCAGGCCUUUUCUAACAUGGAAGAAACACAACCUGGUCUUCAAACUGUUGUUGUGUUCCCCCCCCCCCCCCCCCCCCCCCUCCUCUCUCUUUUAUGGAAGACCAGACCCUACUUUCUUUCUUCAAGCUCCCCGUGAUCUGAAAGGAAUCUUCUCUCCAUUACUCAUGAAUGCAAAGAUUACUCAUCAUGUGACUUGAAGGAGAGGAUCCUGCGUUGCUCUUUCCAAUCGUUUCUCAGUCAGAAAGAUCUGUGUAUGCCUCGCUGCUACCUGAAGAGAUGCAAUGUAUGAUUUUUGGCUCAGCGAACCAGGCCAAACCACAGGGUAAACCUUUCAGUUCGGAGGACAAUAAAAUGUUUUGGAUGGAAAUGAACUAACCCAAUACUGCGCUCUGGUUUGUGUUUUACUUUCUUUUUCUCAUUUGCUAACUUCUUGGUGAGCAUGUACAGUAUAUGGUAAAAAUAAACACCUAUCUUACAGGUCAAGUUUAAUCUCAA